AGCAAUUCCACUUCCAGUUGUUCAAUAAAUUCUUCACAAUCGUGACUAUGGCAGGCUAUCACCUCCCCGUCGACCUCAAGCAGUUCAAGAAGCUCAAGCUCGAUCCCACGAGCAAGCAGCUCACCGACCAGCAGAAGAGCGACCUGCUGCACAACAUCAACGUCUUCCGCGAUGCCAUCGUCGCCUUCACAGCGACCGGCGCCGCCCGAGGCCAAGCAGGCCACACCGGAGGGCCCUUCGACACAGCCCCCGAAGUCUGCAUCCUGCUAGGCUUCCUCAACGCCAACCCGUCCGGCUUCUACGACGCCAUCUUCGACGAAGCCGGCCAUCGCGUCGCAACACAGUACCUCCUCGCCGCACUAGACGGUAAAAUCGAACCAGACCACCUCCUCAACUACCGCGACGCCAACUCCAAACUCCCCGGCCACCCCGAACUCGGCCUCACCCCAGGCGUGAAGUUCAGCUCCGGCCGCCUCGGACACAUGUGGGCCAUGGUCAACGGCAUCGCCAUGGCAAACCGCGACAAGGCCGUCUUCCUGCUCGGCUCGGACGGGUCCCAGCAGGAAGGGAACGACGCCGAAGCCGCCCGCAUCGCCGUGGCAAAGGACCUGAACGUCAAGGUCUUCGUCGACAACAACGACGUCACCAUCGCAGGCCACCCAUCGCAGUAUCUAAAGGGGUACGAGCUCGAACGUACCCUGUCCGGCCACGGACUCAAGGUCCUACGCGCCCAAGGCGAGAACAUCGACUCGCUCUACAGCGCCAUGGUCGAGACCAUCAACACCCCCGGCCCAGCGGCUGUCAUUGUCGACCGCAAGAUGGCGCCGGGAAUUGAAGGCAUCGAGGGCAAGACGCACGCGCACGACGUCGUCCCCGUCGACAUUGCACGCAAGUAUCUCACCAAGCGCGGGUACGCUGCCGAGUCGCUCGCCUUCUACGACCAGAUCAAGGCCGCCAGUAACCCGCACCAGUAUCUUGGCUCGACGAAGGAUAAAGGCGGGAACCGGGUUAUCUUCGGCGAGGCCGUGAACGGUGUACUGGACGGACUGAGCAAGGAAGAAGCCGCGAAGCGCGUUAUGGUCAUCGACUCGGAUCUGGAAGGUUCAACGGGUCUGAAAGGUAUCCACCAGGCUCACCCAGAGGUAUACGUUUCGUCUGGAGUGAUGGAGCGCGGAAACUUCAGCGCCGCGGCAGGAUUUGGUUUUGGAAGUGACGGCUCGCGACAGGGCGUGUUCUCGACCUUCUGCGCGUUCAUCGAGAUGUGUAUCUCCGAGAUCACGAUGGCGCGGUUGAACGGGUGUUCGGUGCUCUCUCACUUCUCGCAUAGCGGCGUGGAUGAGAUCGCUGACAACACAUGCCACUUUGGGCUGAAUGCCUUCUUCGCUGAUAACGGGCUGAUGGAUGCCGAGAGCACGGGGCUUUACUUCCCUGCUGACGGCGAGCAGAUGAAGGCCGUUGUGCGCAAGGUCUUCUUCAACAAGGGGCUGCGGUUUAUCUUCUCGACGCGCUCCAAGGUCCCUUACAUCCUGAAGGAGAACAGCGAGGAGAAGCUGUUCGGUGGGGACUACGAGUUCGUGCCUGGUAAGGAGGAGUACAUCCGCCGCGGAAAGGCCGGGUAUGUUGUCUCCUACGGUGACAUGCUCUACCGCUCUCUGGACGCCGUUGAGCGUCUGCGCAAGGACGGUCUUGACGUGGGAUUGAUCAACAAGCCAACUCUGAAUGUGGUGGAUGAGCAGGCGAUCAAGGAUUACGGAUCCAGUCCGUUCGUUGUGGUUGUCGAGUCGUUGGCCCAGAAGACCAGUCUUGGUUCGAGGCUGGGCAGCCACCUGCUUGACCGUGGUCUGAAGCCACGAUACCGCAUGAUGGGUGCAGUCAAGGAAGGCUGCGGUGGUCUGUUUGAGCAGAUCAAUGCCCAGGGCUUGGGACCUGAUGAUAUCGUGCGUGUUGUGAAGGAGGCUGCUGGCAAAUAAACGUUUAUGAAAGACAAAGACUACUUCAAUAAUGAAGGAAUGAUAAGAAUUGUACGUUAGAUAUGAAUAUUGCUGUUAUCAGAGGUAGCUAGACUAUCUAAUUCUGAUUUGCGUUCACAACAUUCUGAAUAACCUGCUUGAUACCCUCUUUAUCCAGCUGCUGGAUACCCAGUAACUCAUUGUCCGGCUCUUUAAACAGCCCACCUGUCUCAGCUCCCCAGAUAGCCUUGUAAAUGAACGGCAAUAUAGUCCCAUGGUUAAAGACCCCCUGCUUAAUCAAUCCCAACGCCUUCUGAGCCUCGGCCUCCGUAUCCGGCUCCGUGAUUGUCCAUCCAUCGCCCCCAACAACCUCCUUCGACAGCUCCAACACGUCCUUCAGCGUCGAAACCGCCUCACUGACUCUAACAACCCGAUUCUUCGUCUCCUCGGGCUUACUCAACACACCUACAACGGCCUUCCCAACCGCAGCCAGUGUAGUAGUACUAUAAAGCCUCUC
This is a messenger RNA of Aspergillus versicolor CBS 583.65, 2466 nucleotides long. RefSeq lists its product as uncharacterized. The record is from RefSeq and is a predicted model, not a curated record. The coding region runs from base 48 to 1970 and encodes 640 amino acids. Gene Ontology annotation, molecular function: catalytic activity. Lineage: Eukaryota; Fungi; Ascomycota; Eurotiomycetes; Eurotiales; Aspergillaceae. The transcript has a single exon.